Kalmanozyma brasiliensis GHG001 is the source of this 735-nucleotide messenger RNA. RefSeq names its product NADH:ubiquinone oxidoreductase-like, 20kDa subunit. Lineage: Eukaryota; Fungi; Basidiomycota; Ustilaginomycetes; Ustilaginales. Gene Ontology annotation, biological process: aerobic respiration; electron transport coupled proton transport; mitochondrial respiratory chain complex I assembly. The transcript has a single exon. Gene Ontology annotation, molecular function: 4 iron, 4 sulfur cluster binding; quinone binding; NADH dehydrogenase (ubiquinone) activity. The record is from RefSeq and is a predicted model, not a curated record. The coding region runs from base 1 to 735 and encodes 244 amino acids.
AUGGCUUCGCUUCGCUCGCUCUCUCGCGUCGGCCUGUCGGCCAAGCCUACCAUGGCGCUCGCCCGCUCGUUCCAGACAUCGACCAUCAAGUCUGUACCCAAGGUGGCUGCUGCUAGCGCUGUCACUGCUGGUCCGUCCAAGCCUUCCGCUUCGCGCAGCAUCUCCUCCUCCGCACCCGCCAAGGAUGCCUCUCCGGAUGGACCUCUGCCUCUCAUGCCCGUCGCCAACCGUGGCUCGAACCAGCUUUCAUUGGAGACCCCCAAGAACGGCGUCGAAUACGUCCUCUCGUCGAUGGACAAGAUGGCCAACUGGGCACGUCAGUCGAGUUUCUGGCCCAUGACCUUCGGUCUCGCCUGCUGCGCCGUCGAGAUGAUGCAUGUCGCCACCGCGCGAUACGAUCAGGAUCGUCUGGGUGUUGUGUUCCGUGCCUCGCCGCGUCAAUCGGACUGCAUGAUCGUCGCCGGUACGCUCACCAACAAGAUGGCACCCGCACUCAGGAAGGUGUACGACCAGAUGCCCGAACCCAGGUGGGUGAUCAGCAUGGGUUCUUGCGCCAACGGCGGUGGAUACUACCAUUACUCGUACUCGGUCGUCAGGGGGUGCGACAGGAUCGUGCCCGUCGAUCUGUAUGUGCCCGGUUGCCCACCGACUGCCGAGGCGCUGCUGUAUGGCUUCUUGCAGCUCCACAGGAAGAUCAGGAGGAACAGGAAGACCACGCUCUGGUACCGAAAGUAG